Cuscuta epithymum is the source of this 8768-nucleotide messenger RNA. NCBI's taxonomy places the organism in Eukaryota, Viridiplantae, Streptophyta, Magnoliopsida, Solanales, Convolvulaceae. The record is from the annotation of a GenBank genome assembly.
AAAAACGCCGGGAAGGGCGUCAAGCCUCCGGAAAGGAAGAAAUCGAAGGGGGACGCUGAGCCAAAGGAUACCCCCCUGGUGAUCAUUGACGAUCCCCCCGCCGGCCAACCGUCAGCCUCUGCUCCCCUGGAGGAUCUUGUCGAGGGGGCCUGGCCCCUUGAGACUGUACACUUCCCAAUCAAAAAGGGAACAGCCAUCAUGCAUGGCACCCUCGACCCGAGGGAGUUCUUGAAGGGUGCCACUCCCUCGGUAGAUCGGUCCACCCUCAGCCGGUUUGGGGAUGAAGCCCUCGAACUCAAGGCUCUCCAAGCUUCGGCCACCGCGAGCCUGGCCUUCGGGGAACUGGUUCGUAGGGCGGAGCAGCAUCGCCUUGAGAGGGCUAAAUCCGCCGAGGUGACGAGGAAGCUGGUGGCCAACAAUACUGAGGCCAUUCGGCAGCUGGCGAAUUUGGAGGAGGCCCUCCGGCAGGCGGAGAAGAAACUGGAGGCAGCCAAGGAGGAAGCCCGGGCCGAGGGGAAAGCUGAAGCCGAGAGGGCCGCUGCUGAGUCCGCUAGGAUAGCCGCCGAGAAGGCUGAGGAGGCUAAAGCGGAAGCUAUCUCUAAGGCCAGGGAGGAGGCGGUGGCGGCUUUUAUUGCCGACGGCUGGAAGGCCGAAGAGCAGAAGCAGUGGGUGGCCUCAGUGGUGGAGGCUUCUGCCGAUGGCUGGGUGAAGGGGUCCGGGGCCAUGUGGUUGGCGCUGAAAGGCAAAAGUUUCUUCGAAGGCGGACAGUACUUCACUCAAGCCCUGAUUUAUCGCAAGUUGGCCCGGCACCAUGGGGUGGACCCGAAAGAGUUCGACCCGGCCCCGUUUGGUCUUCCCCCUCUGCUUCCUGACCUCCAAACCCCCAUGCCCGAAGGCGAGGAGAGGCCUUUGCUCGAGGACUCAGAGAUGGACAAGCUGGCCUCGGAUGAUGAGGAAGAAGCUGAGGAUGAUGCAGCCUCGAAACUGAAGGAUGACGUCACCGGGGGGGCCAGGCUUGAGAUUUUACUUGCCAUAUUUUGAUGUAAUAGUUGUAGGCCUCGGCCUCGGCCUUAUUUGUAAACAAACAUCCUUUGUUAACACUGUUUUUUUUUUUUAAUGAAUGCAAUAUGCCUCCGGGCUUCUUAUAUGAAUGAAUGUGCCUCCAUGUUUUGUCUGCCUUCGUUCCUUUUCCUUAUGAAUGAAUGCCUUUCGUCCUUUUUGCGCUUGUGUUUCAAUUUGCUGCCUCCGUGUAUGAAUGUAUGCUUUUGUUUCCUUCCGUAUGUUUGGCAGAGGGCAAAACUUUGUGGACUUAGAAUAUUUUCUAAGUAGAACCUGGCCACAGCCUUCGGCUGCACUGUAGAUUCGCCGGGGCUCAUCAUUGUGGACUUAGAAAAUAUUCUAAGUAAAAACUAGUUGCAUUGCAGGCCCUCAUUAUAGUAGCGUGACUCUCGGCCGGGGGCCGUCGGCCAUGAGUCUGUAGGUGAAGAAUAGCCCUACCGAAGGGUCCACAUUUGUGGACUUAGUCAUUUUCUCACCAACUUUCAACUGGUGUUGUAACGAAUCCUUCGAGUGUGGGAACUGCCUGAGCCCCCGGUGCAUAUGUUUGCCGAGGGGUUCGAAAUUAUGGACUUAGUGAAAUUGUGAGACUUUGUCUUCAACAGAUCUAGUGAGUAGCCUCCGGUUCGUGUAGAUAAUAGAUUCGGCUUGCCUUAGAAUUUUGUGUAUCCUUCGGUAUGUAACGUGUCGUCUUUGAUUCGAGCCAAAUUUAGGUGAAGCUUUGAUAGUAAGCCAUCUUCUUAUGCCUUUGGUGGAGUUCCUGUACUCCAAAGUUUUACGCAGUGAAGCCUUCGGCCUUGUGGUCGGAUGACUUGUUGUUUGCCAGAUUUUCUUGUGAAUCUGUAGGAGCCUUCGGGAAUGUAUAUCCGAAGUGUUGAGCCUCCGGGGAGAAUAGUAUCCGGGGAGUUCCUUCCCUCCUACACCUUUUUUUUUUUUUUUUUUUUUUUUUUUUUUUUAGAUCGUGUAGGAGAGGCGUCUAGAAACUUGGUUUCUAGGAAAGGCUUGGCCUAUAUGGGAGGCAACGGAAUAAACCGUUGGCUCCCCCUUCGGGAAUGACCUUCCGAUAUCCCGAAGGGUUUGAGGGUCGUUUCCUCGGCCCGAGACAUCGUCUGUUGCCUGCUUCCCCUUGGGGGAUAGCACGGAAAGCGCCUCGGUUUUGAAAGUCAUCCCCUCAGCCCGAGACAUGGUCUGUUGCCUGCUUCCCCUUGGGGGAUAGCGCGGGGAGCGUUUCGUUUGUGGAAGUCGAAUCCUGGGCCCGGGACAUGGUCCGUGGCCUGCCUCCCCUUGGGGGAUGGCGCGGAAAGCGUUCCUGGGAAGGGUUUUAUUCGUGUGUGGAACACAAAUAGCCGGGGGCACUUGGUACCAGCCGGAGCCGAGGGGUGUUGUACCCCCCGUUUUUUUUUUUUUUUUUUUUUUUUUUUUUUUGUAGGAAAAAGUUUUUGAAAACACUUGGUGUCUUCAAAGAGUGAUGGGGGUGACCCAUACACUUGGUACUUGGUACCUAAACUGUUGUUCCUCCUCAUAAGAGGGAGUGGCCUCGGGCCUUUUAUGGUGAAGAGAUGAGGGCUUGGCCACUCAUGUGUAGGAGAGAAGGGGGGGCCUUGGGCCACUUGUGUAAUAUGUAGGUGAUAAAGGCUUGGCCUUUUGAUUAUUCUUCAAGAACAGAUGGGGCCUUGGGCCAUUGAUAUUUACACUCGUUGAGGAUGAGGGCUUGGCCGCUCAUUGAUAAAACUUGACUAGGUGGUGCACAUUCCAAUGUCUAGGAAUCUCUGUCCCAUUAGGACGUUUUAAUUUGUAUGUCCCUGGUUUGAUGAUGGCCGAGAUGAUGUAGGGGCCCUCAAACUUAGGUGCCAUCUUGCCGCCUUCGGUGGGUAGACUGGCCUCCCUUCGUCGGAGGACGUAGUCUCCCACCUGGAAUUCCCGGGAGCGGACCUUGGCGUCGAUGUAUCCUUUGACUUGUCUCCUAUAGUUUUCGGCCCUGAGAAAAGCUUGCUCUCGGCGUUCUGAGAUGAGAUGAAGGUCGAGGGCCAUGUUGGCUUCGUUUGCCUCGGGCUCAUAUUGCUCAACCCUUCGGGUGGGAAGAGUUACUUUUGUGGGAGCCUUAGCCUCAAAGCCAUAGCAUAGGGAGAAGGGGGUUUCGCCUGUUGCACGCCGAGGGGUGGUGCGGUAGGCCCAUAAGAUGUUGUGGAGCUCUUCUACCCAGCCUCCCCCUUCGGCUUCCAGCUUCUUCUUCAACCCUUCGAGGAGGGUGCGGUUGGCAUUUUCUACUUGUCCGUUGCCCUGAGGGUAGGCAACGGAAGAGAAUGUGUGCUUGAUGCCCCAAGCUUCAAGGAGGGCACAGAAGGGGGCUGCUUCGAAUUGAGUCCCGUUGUCGGAGAUGAUUUGUUGGGGGACGCCAAACCUUGUGAGAAUAUUUUUGAGAACAAAGUGGCGGCACCGGGCUUCAGUGAUGCUGGCGAGGGGUUCGGCCUCUACCCAUUUGGUGAAGUAGUCAAUGGCCACAAUGAUAUACCUGUUGUUGGAGGUACCCCUCGGCAGAGGGCCUACUAAGUCAAUCCCCCAUCUGGAGAAGGGUAUAGCGGUACUGAUGGGAGCAUAGUUGACCGCUGGUCUGCCGGGGGCCUUCUGAAAGUGCUGGCAAGCGGUGCACCUUCGGGCUAGAUCAGCACAAUCUCUAGCCAUCGUGGGCCAGAAGUAGCCCUGAACUAUGAGCCUUCGGGACAUGGAGAAGGGUCCCUGGUGUGCUGAGCAAGUGCCACUGUGCACUUCCUCCAUGGCGACUUCGGCCUCAUCUUGAUGAAGGCACCGAAGGAGGGUGCCGUUGUAGGAUCUCUUGUAAAGCCUCCCGUUUUCGAUGGCGUAGCUGGGAGCCCUCAGUUUUGCUAACUUGGCGCGAGCUUCGUCUUGGGGCAGUUGCCCCGUGGUGAUGAAGGCGAUGAUGUCGGAGAUCCAAUCCUCCGGCCUCAGGUUAAUGUUCAUGACGGGGCUCGCGUGGAUGCUUGAGAGGCUGAGUUCCUCAAUUCUUGCAAUUUUGGAGAGGUGCUCGGGGGAUUCAUCCGAGAGCUUUGAUAGAAUAUCGGCCUCGGAGUUUUGAGCCCUUGGUAUUUGGGUGAGGGAAUGUGCCUCAAAUACCUUGAGCAACUCCUUAGCCGCUUCUUUGUAUUGUUUCAUCCUUCCUUCCUUGGCUUCGUAUUCCCCGGAAAUUUGACCCACGACAAGUUUCGAGUCACACUUAACGUGGACCAUCUUGGCCUUCAGAUUUGCUGCCAGCCGAAGGCCACAGAGGAGGGCUUCGUACUCGGCCUCGUUGUUGGAGACUUUGAAGGAGAAUCGGAUGGCGUAAUAGGCGCGGAAGCCCUCGGGUGUGAUGAGAACUACUCCCCCUCCGCAUGCUUUGGUAGCCGAGGAGCCAUCGGUAUAGAGGGUCCACCACUCAUCGAGGGGUGCCGAAGGCUCCUCAUCCACCGCUGAUCUUGCGGUGCAUUCCGUUACGAAGUCUGCCAGGGCUUGGCCCUUGAUGGCAGGCCUCGGACGGAUAUCUAUGUUGUAUUGGCUGAGGAAGAUGGCCCAUUUCACCAUCCGAGAGGAGCUAGUGGGACUCCUCAUGAGGGCGCCGAGGGGUUGAUGAGUGAGCACUUGGACCGGAUGAGCUUGAAAGUAGUGGCCAAGCUUCUUGACGGUCCAAACGAUGGCUAGCACCGUCUUCUCGACGGGAGAAUACCUGAGUUCGGCCUCCCGGAGGGUUUUGCUGACGUAGAAGAUGGCGUGUUGGAUGCCGUCUUCCUCUCGGAUUAGUACUGAGCUGAUUGCCGCAGGGCUAACACCGAGAUACAAGUAUAAGGUCUCCCCCACCUUCGGUUUGGAGAGCACCGGGGGAGAAGAGAGGUACUUCUUAAGUUCAUCGAAGGCCUCCUGACACUCAGAUGUCCAUUGGAAGCCAGCUGUCUUCCUCAUGAUUUGGAAGAAUGGGAGGGCCCUCUCGGCUGACUUAGAGAGGAAUCGGUUGAGGGCCGCCAGGCGACCCGUCAACCGUUGAACUUCUUUGACGUUGCGCGGAGGCUCCAUAUUGAUGAUGGCCUGAAUUUUCUCGGGGUUGGCCUCGAUACCCCUUCGGCUUACCAUAUAGCCCAAGAAUUUUCCACCUUGUACGCCGAAGGUGCAUUUCUUUGGAUUCAAUCGGAGGUUGAAUUUUUGCAUGAUGGCGAAGAUUUCCUGGAGGUCCUCGGCGUGAGUGCCGGCCUUCUUGCUCUUGACAAUCAUAUCGUCAACAUAGGCCUCCAUAGUGCGCCCCAAGACAGCUUGAAAGACCCUGGCCACCAUUCGGGUGUAGGUGGCGCCUGAAUUCUUGAGGCCGAAGGCCAUCACGAGGUAGCAGAAGAUGCCUUCGGGUGUCAUGAAGGCAGUUUUUUCAGCGUCUUCUUCAUGCAUAUAGAUUUGAUGAUACCCGCGGAAUGCGUCGAGGAAGGACAUGAUUUCGCAUCCCGCGGUCUCAUCCACCAGUUGAUCAAUGUUUGGCAGAGGGAAGGGGUCCAUAGGGCACGCCUUAUUCAGAUCAGUGUAGUCCACGCACAUGCGGAAGGUAGGAGGCUUCUGUGCAAGGACUACAUUGGCUAACCAAGAGGGGUAUUUUACCUCCUUGAUAUGUUUGAUGGAGAGGAGCAUGGCUACCUCCUUCUUCACGAACUCCCUUCUCUCGGCCGAGAGGGGUCUUCUCCGCUGUUGUACUGGUUUGGCCGAAGGGUCCACCGCUAGGCGGUGGGUGAUGACCCUUCGGUCAAUUCCCGGCAUAUCCUCCGGCCCCCAUGCAAAAACAAUGGAGUAGGCGCGGAGGGCUUUGGUGAUGCCAGCCUUCAAGUCUUCGGGGAGCUUGGCUCCAAUCUUCAGGACUCUCUCCGGCUUGGCCGGAUCGAGUAUCAAGUCUUCGGUCUCCUCGGCAGGCUCAGCUCUCGGCCUGCCUUCUUCUUCCUCCAAGGCCCUGGUGGUGAUGGUGUCCACACGUAGUUCUGUUUUACUAACCUUCUUGGUAAGUUGAAGGUAGCAGGCCCUGGAGAGUUUUUGAUUCCCCCUCGAGUAGCCGAUGCCGGUGGGUGUGGGGAACUUGAGGCAGAGAUGCCUCAUAGAGAUGACGGCUUCCAAAUCCUCGAGGGCGGGCCGGCCGAGGAUGAUGUUGUGUGCGCAGUCGAGGUUGACGACGACGAACUCCACUUCGAGCUUGGCUCUAUGGGAUCCGUCGCCGAAUUCGAUCAUGAGUGUGAUGACGCCCUCGGCGUCUAUGCUGUCCCCCGUAAAUCCGGAGAGGGGGGUGUUGAUGUGCCGAAGGGACCCCCUGUCGAGUCCCAAUUCUUGAAAAGUGCUGAGAUACAUGACGUUGACCGAACUCCCCGUGUCGACGUAAGUCCGGUGGAUGAUGGCGUCGUUGAUCUCAGUGCGGAUGACGAGGGCAUCCCUAUGCGGCAGAGAACCCGAGGGGAGGUCCGCAUCCGUGAAGAAGAUGGGAUCCGCCCUCGGCCUCUUAGUCGGGGGCAUGUGAUUAACUUCCCCAAUGUAAAGGGACUGCGCCCAUUUCUUCCUUUGGCUUGUUGAAUCGCCCCCGGUGUUCCCGCCGUUGAUCAUGUGAAUGUGGCGCUUGUAUUGUUGAUGGGAGCCUUCCCCCUCAUCUUCGAGGCCCCCAAUUUCUCGCUUCUUCCCCUGUGGGUUCCCCAAGGGGAUGGUGUUGGGGUUUACCCACUUGUUUGCCUUCGGCGGAGGCCCUUGAUGAUGAAGGGGGCCCUGGGGAGGAGGGCCCCUGAUAAACUGAGAUAAGUGGCCCGCCUGUAUCAGCCUCUCAAUUGCGUUUUUCAGUUGGUGGCAGUCGUCGGUUUUGUGCCCAUGGUGGCGGUGGAAGCGGCAAUAUGGCUCAUCAGGGCCGAUGGCAUAGAUCUCGAGGGGUGUACGGGAGUCUCGCUCAACGAGCCCCCGCUCUUCCGCAUGAUCAAGGAUGACGCUGACGGGAUGCGUCAAGGGAGUGCGUGGGUGCUCAAGGAGGACGGGUUGCGCCCAUGCCUUCGGAUUAUUCUUAUAACCGCCCCCGGUUCUGGCUUGGCCACCUCGGGGGCGAUCGUUGUUUUGCGCUUCUCGGUUGACCGGGGGGGGAGGUCCUCCGGGCCGAUUCCUGCCUUCAUUCUUCUGGGAAGGAUCCGUGUUGCGGCGGUCCUUCUCGAUUUCCUCCGCUUCAGCGUAUCGGUCCCCCCGCUGAAGGGCCUUUGUAUAAUCGCGGGGGGGAUCAGUGAUAAGGCUUCGAGAGAAGUUACCGUUGCGGAGGACGGUGUGGAAGAGGGCCAUCAGCGUCCUGUCAUCGGCGCCUUCGACCUCGAGGGAGGCCUGCCUCCAGCGUUCCAGGAAACUCCGAAGGGUUUCCUCCUUCUGUUGUCUCACGUUUAGGAGGUGGGAGAAGUGUUUCUUUGAGCGAUGCCUCCCAGCAAAUUGCGUAAGGAAGCGGUGGGCAAGUUCUUGCCAAGAAUCAAUGCUGCCUUCGGGCAACCGGUUGAACCACUCAUACGCUGGUCCCUCCAAGGUGGAAAGGAACCAACGGCAUAAGUAUUCAUCCGAGGCCCCCAUCAUCAUCAUGCUAUUUUGAUAGCGGCUAUAAUGCUCUUGGGGAUCAGUCUUCCCCUCAUACGGCUUGAUGGGUUGCCCGCGAUAUUUGUGGGGGAUUUUGGCUGCCAACACCCUUGGGGUGAAGGGCGUCCUAGUGCGGAGCUGAAUGAGGGGCUCGCCUGAGCCUUCGGCAAGUUUACGUUUCAUUUCCUCCACCUGUGCCCGGAGGUCAGCGUACUCCGGAUCUGGCCUCGCUGUGGAAGCCGUCGGGGGUGCCUGGCGAUUCUCCUCGAGUUGACGGAGGAGGGCUUCAAUGAUUUCGUCCUUGGGAUCCUUCGGGGCAACCCCUUGGGAGUUGGCCCGGAAGGAUUGCGCCUGAUUGAUCUGGUGCCUGGCGUCAUCGGCAUGGAGGAGGGCUUUGCCUUUGCUCCGUGGGGGAGGCACGCCCUCGGCGCCCGAAGCAGAGGCUCCACUCUCCUGGGGCCUGCUGAAUGACUGUUUCCCGAGGCGGUCUUGGACCCCUCGGUGCCCGGGAGCUCCCCCAAGCCUCUCAAGUACAGAGGUUCGGGGUUUCUCUUUCAUCAUGGGGCGCUUGUCCCUGGAUUGGGCCUCUUGGGAGGCGGUAUCCUGUGCCAUGACCCCCUCGGCAUUGCCAAUCCCCGGGGGAGGACUGUUGAACAAAGGAGGGAGUGGUGGUAGUUGGAUAACAUUCCCUCCAGCGUGGGGCUGAAGGGGCGCCUGGGAGGCGAGGGCUCCGGAAUUGAGAGCCAUGUUUUGAACAAAGGCCGCAAAGGCAGCCUGAAGAUCGAUGGCCGGGGCCGGAGGGGGAACUUGGUUCUCACUCCGAUCCCUCCUUCGAUUAUCAAGGCCAAUGCGGGCAUCAGGGGCGUUCUUCUGUAGUUGCUGACGGAGGUCAGCAGUAGCCUGCUCCAACUCAAGGAUGAUACCACCCUCGGGUACUAAGAGCCUGUUGGAGGCCUCAGCCCCGUUGGUUUCGCCGGGGGCUAUGUGGUUCUCCUCAAGGGUUUUGGACUGGGCACGGGUGGUUCUUCCCAUUUUUGGUAAGUAUUUCGUGUUUGGUAGAGGGGGAGGGUUUCUUACUUGAUAGUUCAGACCUCUCAACGAGAGCACCAAAU